Messenger RNA from Cladocopium goreaui, 1313 nucleotides. Lineage: Eukaryota; Dinophyceae; Suessiales; Symbiodiniaceae. The record is from the annotation of a GenBank genome assembly.
AUGGCCUGUCUCCACGUCUACAACAUCUCGGGCACGACCGUUCUUGAGCUCGAUGGUGAAGAGCGCAAGAGGUUGCGAUGCGCCACCCACUUUGGAUUGGCUCUAAAGGAGACUAUCCAGAGGCUGACGGGCACACCACGCUUCCGACAGCGAUUGUUCUUCUGUGGUCAUGAGGUCGGGGGGGAGUCUCCACUUCCAGACACAGAACGGAUGGAAUUACAGCUGGUCAUUCUACCACUGCGACAAGAGAAGUCACCUGCUUUGAUCCAUGCAGCACAAUUAGGUGAUCUAACUUCGCUCACAAGCCUUCUGGAGGAUGGGCAAGAUCCGAAUGCGACCAAUGGUCAUUUCAGCCCUCUAUGGGCUGCUGCAUGCCACGGUCGACUGAAAGUGGUGAAGCUAUUGCUGCAAGCACGGGCUGACAUGGAGAUUGCUGAUGUUGAGGAGCAGCGGUCGCCUCUUUUGAUCGCAGCAGAUCAUGGACAUUGGGAUGUUUUACACCACCUUCUCGAAGAACGUGCAAAUGUGAACCACGUCGAUAGCCGACAGAGGACUCCCCUGUUUCAGGCCGCAUUGAUGGGUGCUCAUGCUGCGGUCAAGGCCUUGAUUCAAGCUCAUGCCAAUUUGGAGAAGUCGGUAGACAACGAGAUUCCAUCUCCCCUUGGUGUUGCUGCAGAAACUGGACACUUGCAGGUGAUGCAACUCUUGGUUCAGGCAGGUGCAAAGAAGAACCAGCCUGGCCCCGAGGGGCGCACCCCGUUGUGGUGUGCCGCAGCAUCGAGACACUUGCUCUGCGUCCGUUGGCUUCUGCGGGAAAAAGCUGACCCAGAGCUGGGAGAUCUGGAGGGAAUGACUCCACUCAGCGUGGCAGCUGCACACGGUCGCGUUGAUGUGGCACGGGCUUUGCUGACAGGACGGGCAGAUGUCAAGAUGGUGGAUCACCAAGGCCGCAGCGCUCUGUGGACUGCUGCCUUGAACUGCCAUGUGAAAAUGGUACAGUGCCUCAUCGAUGCAAAUGCUGACAUUGAGAAGGCCGACCAAGAUGGAGUGACCCCGCUCCAGAUAUCCAUGUGUGCAGAGGUUCAACAGCUGCUAUCUGAAGUGCAAGGCCGCUUCUUCUUGGCUUUGCUCGCAAUUUGCUUGUUGUUUGUUUGUACUAGGCAGAGCAAAUAUGUCAAUUCAUGUUGCAUUGACAUGAAUAUUGAUAAAUAUUUGAAAUCUCGCCACAGAAUUUCUGUUAUUAAGAGAAAGAAUCUAAAUUGACAAAAAAUUACAAUCUGCGAAUUGGUUGUAUCAGGACAUACCGAUGAUAA